Messenger RNA from Siniperca chuatsi (mandarin fish), 1654 nucleotides. RefSeq names its product transmembrane protein 100a (gene tmem100a). The record is from RefSeq and is a predicted model, not a curated record. Gene Ontology annotation, biological process: cellular response to BMP stimulus. The coding region runs from base 347 to 751 and encodes 134 amino acids. The transcript is spliced from 2 exons. Lineage: Eukaryota; Metazoa; Chordata; Actinopteri; Centrarchiformes; Sinipercidae.
AGGUAGUUGCUCUGGGUGGGAUGGCAGUCCGACCGGCAGCUCAAGACCUGAAGACUUUACUGGGGGACGUUUCUCAUGAGCGGGAGUCAGAGUCCAGCCCGGAGAGAGACGCUGGUAGUUUCAACACAGAAGGAAACAACAUUCACUUUUAAUUAGAUGAAUGUGAAUAAAUAUUUUAUGAGUGGGUUCACUCAGAGACAAGUUGCACCGCAGCAGAGGAGCACUUUGGAGACAUGGAAAACGUCUGUGAGGGCGGUUUCGAGAAACCGUAGCAAGGAAAAGAGGUAAAAGGGCAACAAGGAGGAACCAUCUGUGGUUGGUUAACUGAAGGCUCCUUGAUCCUGCAAUGCCAGAAGAAGCUAGUAAGGAAGCAAUGAGAACGCCAGCGACACCAGAGAAGGCCAAUAACAACGAGCGUCCUGCAGCCCCCGUGACGUCGGUAAACAUCCCCCUGGUCAAUGAAGUCCAGCUGACCGCAGCCACCGGCGGGACGGAGCUGUCCUGCUAUCGCUGCACCGUCCCGUUUGGCGUGGUGGUCCUGAUCGCCGGCAUCGUGGUCACCGCCGUGGCUUACAGCUUCAACUCACACGGAUCCACCAUCUCAUACUUUGGCCUGGUGCUCCUCUCGGCCGGACUGGUGCUCUUAGCGUCCAGCGCCGUCUGCUGGAAGGUGAGACUGGAGAGGAAGAAGGAGAGGCGACGGGAGAGCCAAACCGCCCUGGUUGCAAACCAGAGGAGUAUUUUUACUUGAACUAGUAGUCCGGACGACACAUAUCCUAGUUUUCUGAGUCUGAAAGGGCCUGAUUUUGAGAUUGAGUUAGUUAACCAACUGUGGACAGAUGUUGUCCAGCAUGUGUUGGAUUUCCGACCUGUAAAAGCUUUGACCGCAGACUCUCAAGGCCCAGAACUUAAAGCUUUGAAGACAUUGUAAGGGAUUUAUUUGUUGAGCAGACGUCGAGCAUCUGGUGAGCUGGGAAUGCAGCCAGAAGGACUGUAUCACAAUUAAGAUGAAUUACCACUGUGCGAAGCCAUGUAGAGGAAGUCUCCCAUUAAUCUGCUGUUGGAUGUGGCGGCUUUGAUUGUAAUGGGAGGGAUUGUGGUUUGAAAAGCCCAGGAAAGGAGAGGGAAACCAGGACAAUGAUUCAUGCCUCAUUUACUAUGCUUCAACUUUGACAUAUCUGUUUAGAAAGUCUGUUCACCUCACAGGCAAUGAUUAUGAAUUGCCUGUUAUGGAAGUAUGGUACUAGAUAUGAUGAUUUCGUUUAAAAUCUACCAAUAUAUUCUCUUCAGCAUGUCAGAUUAGAUGGCAGAUGAUAUUAUACAUAGAGAGAAUACCUAACCUUAAAUAUAUAUUCUCUUAAGGCACUUUGAUCCUUCAUAAUCAUCAUAUUCAGUAUUAAACAACAUCUAUUAACAAAUUAAAUAAGUGAUACAUCCAGAAUUGUGAGUAGUUUUGCCUAUUUUGACACAUUUGGAAUAAUCAAAUAACCAAAAUUAAUAUUGUGUUGGGUGAUGAUCACUUAUUGUCCAGUGUACUUCCAUACUGUAAAAAAAAAUAUUAAAUGUAGCAUAUGUUUUGUUUUGAUGUAAUCAUUUGCAUGUAUUAACUGUUACCAGGACGUGAUGAGGUUUAAUAAACUCAUUGAUACUCAAA